CCUGGCAGAGGAGUCCGCGGGGGUGGCGGCGGCAGCGGCAGAGGCGGCGGCGGCGCUGUUCCCCGCGCGGUCCGUGGACCGGGGUCCGAGCUGUGCGACGUCGGGCGGAGGCGGCAUUGCGGCCCCGGCCCGAGCCCGAUCUCGGGUCGCCUCCCCGGCCGCCCCCCGGGCCCUGCGUCCCCUCCCCCGCUGGCGGGGCCCGGACAGAAGAUGGUGCAGAAGAAAACAGCCGAACUUCAGGGCUUCCACCGUUCGUUCAAGGGGCAGAAUCCUUUCGAGCUGGCCUUCUCCCUAGACCCGGCCCACCACGGCGAAGCAGACUUCAGCCGGCAGUGCGAGGCCCGCCCUGACAUGCCUGCUAGCCAGCCUAUCGACAUCCCAGAUGCAAAGAAGAGAGGCCGGAAGAAGAAGCGAUGUCGGGCCACUGACAGCUUCUCAGGCAGGUUCGAAGAUGUCUACCAGCUACAGGAGGAUGUGCUUGGGGAAGGAGCCCAUGCCCGCGUGCAGACCUGUGUCAACCUCAUCACCAACCAUGAGUAUGCUGUCAAGAUCAUUGAGAAGCAGCCAGGCCACAUCCGCAGCAGGGUUUUCCGGGAGGUGGAGAUGCUGUACCAGUGCCAGGGACACAGGAAUGUUCUAGAACUGAUUGAAUUCUUCGAGGAGGAGGACCGUUUCUACCUGGUGUUUGAGAAGAUGCGUGGUGGCUCCAUCCUUAGCCACAUCCACAAGCGGAGGCAUUUUAAUGAGCUGGAGGCCAGCGUGGUGGUGCAGGAUGUGGCCAGUGCCUUGGACUUCCUGCACAAUAAAGGCAUUGCCCAUAGGGACCUAAAGCCGGAGAACAUCCUCUGUGAACACCCUAACCAGGUGUCCCCAGUGAAGAUCUGUGACUUCGACUUGGGCAGCGGCAUCAAGCUCAAUGGAGACUGCUCCCCCAUCUCCACCCCAGAGCUGCUCACACCGUGCGGCUCGGCGGAGUACAUGGCUCCAGAGGUGGUGGAGGCCUUCAGUGAGGAAGCCAGCAUCUAUGACAAACGCUGCGACCUGUGGAGCCUGGGGGUCAUUCUCUACAUCCUGCUCAGUGGCUAUCCACCCUUUGUGGGCCACUGUGGCAGUGACUGCGGCUGGGACAGAGGGGAGGCCUGCCCUGCCUGCCAGAAUAUGCUGUUUGAGAGCAUCCAGGAAGGCAAGUAUGAAUUCCCUGACAAGGACUGGGCUCACAUCUCCUUUGCUGCCAAAGACCUCAUCUCCAAGCUGCUCGUCCGUGAUGCCAAGCAGAGGCUGAGUGCUGCCCAAGUCCUGCAGCACCCUUGGGUGCAAGGGUGUGCCCCCGAGAACACCUUGCCCACACCCAUGGUCCUACAGAGGAACAGCUGUGCCAAAGACCUCACGUCCUUUGCGGCCGAGGCCAUCGCCAUGAACCGGCAGCUGGCCCAACGUGAGGAAGAUGCGGCCGAGGAGGCCCAGGGCCAAGGCCAGCCCGUUGUCAUCCGUGCUACCUCACGCUGCCUGCAGCUGUCCCCGCCCUCUGAGUCCAAGCUGGCCCAGCGGCGGCAGAGAGCCAGCCUGUCUGCUGCCCCUGUAGUCCUUGUGGGGGACCAUGCGUGACCCCCUUCCCUGGCCCCCCUGUACAUAGGUCGUUCCCCCCCCCCCCGUCAGCUCUACGGUUGUUAAGCUGUGGUGGCGGGGAUCAGGGGCUUUCCUCCCCCACCCCCCCACCCCCCGGCUGCAUUUCCAAGCACUGAAGUCAGCUAGGGGGCAAGGGUUGGGGAUUUUUUUGUUGUUGUUGUUGUUUUAACAGGUUUUUGCUGUUGGGUUUUUUUUUUUCCCCUUUUUCCCCCAUCCUUCUUCCAACUUCUUUGUUUUUGUGGGUUUUUCCCCCCUUUUCAUGGUGUUUAAAGCAAAGCAAGUGCCCAGAAGGAGCGCAGAGGGCGCGUGGAGGGCGUGCGGCUGGGUGAGUGCCUGCUUCGCCCCGAGAUGCUCGCCUCUACUGUGAAGGUCUCUGUGCUCCACCCAGCCAUUGGCACCCUGCCUGGUGUCUGCCCCUUCCGCUUCCAGCCACUUUGCUGUCUUCCAAUGUGGGUGGGGGGUGCACAGCGUCACCCUUCCCACCCCCGCCCUCCCCAGCCCUCAGUAUUUUCAGGGACAGUCUCUCCUCCUAGUGACAGAACAGUAGCCUCUUUCUCAGGGGCUUGUCUCUGGAAGGAGGGCCUGGCAGGCAGGGUGGAUAAUAGCCCACCCACUGGACUCCCCAGGCCCUGGGCCCCGGGCCGGCCCACUUUCUCUUUCCUGGUGAGAAGAUGACAAUCGAGGCUUUCUUCCGGGCCUGUCUGAGCAGUGAGCAGACCCCCUGCCUGCUGGACUUGGCCUGGCUGGACCUUAACCUGCAAUCGACAUAGGACAUGCUGCCCCCACCUACCUACCCCACUUCCCAGGAGCUGACACUGGAGCAGGGGGUUGCCAUAGGAGCCUUGUCCCGGGCUGGUUCCCAGAUUGGCGAGCCACUGGGCAGGUGCCCCGCCCGACAGUGUGGGGUCCCAGAGUAUUUCCCCACCCCAGGGCACCCACGUGUCCCUUCUCAGGGCUCAGCUUGACCAUAGUCGCACCCUGAGUCUGUUGGUUCCCUCCUCUUGAGAGCUGGGGCCAGACCCAGAGGUUUCUAGACUUUUUCCUGCUCCUACCCCGAAGGGCAGCAAUAUUGGGUGUUCCCACCUUCAGGAAAAGGGCUGCCACUGCCUCAGCUACCCUUGGGACUCCCAGGAAAGGCUGGGGUGGUCUACUGGGGGACUUCCUUGCUACCCCUCCCCCAGUCCCCACCAAGGCUUGGGGACACCACCUCCUGGGCCUGGCCGUGAACUACUAUGCAAUACAAUUCCCAUUUUCUAUGUGUAUGCGGCCCUGCUGGUCGGGGACAGCCCACCCCGCGCACCCCAGCCCCAGGUCUGCUCAGGUGUUUUCCAGGGCAGGGAUUGCAGCCCCCCCCUCCCCGCCGGCCUCAAGCUGGUGAGGAUUUGUCUCAUUUAAUGUUUGGGUUUUUUUUUUUUUUUUUUUUUUUUUUUUUUUUGCGCUUCCCUUCCCUGUUCUUAAAAGAAUACUUGAAUGUUGGAGGGGGUCUUGUGGGUGGGGGGCUCAGACAAGGUCUGUCCAGCCAUCUCCACCCUCCCCUCAGUCUUGUAGGAUUGUCACAGUCUGGUGGCCCGGUGAUCCCUGCACGGGCCUCCUGUCCUCCUGUGUGUGCUGGCCUUUCCAAAGACCCCCAGGGAGGCUGGAGCUGCUUCGCCACACCCCACCUCCCCCCACUCCACCCCGCCCGUCAGUGAUUCUGAGUUUUGCACCUCAAGAUUUCUCUGCAUUUUUGUAUAAAAGAACAAAUGAACCUUUUCUUGCUGCCGGUGCCCGUGGCCACCUUCCUCCAAAAGGCUGGACAAGGAACAGCUUUGGGUUUUCUUUUUUUCCCCAGAGGUGGGUUUUUUUUUGUUUUUUUGUUUUUUUUUUUUCUUUUUCUUUGCUUCUACCUAUCACCUCCACAUUUUGACCUGGGGACUGCUUAGAGCCUUUACUGUGAAUGACCGGGCGAUGCACGGGAAGGGACCGGCCAAUAACAAAGUGGUUAAAAAGCCACAUAUACAAAUACAAAAAAAAAAAACAAAAGCUUUUU
Molecule: messenger RNA, 3655 nt
Organism: Perognathus longimembris pacificus (Pacific pocket mouse)
Lineage: Eukaryota; Metazoa; Chordata; Mammalia; Rodentia; Heteromyidae
Gene: Mknk2
Product: MAPK interacting serine/threonine kinase 2
Exons: 14
Coding region: 211-1605 (464 amino acids)
Biological process (GO): intracellular signal transduction; protein autophosphorylation; peptidyl-serine phosphorylation
Cellular component (GO): cytoplasm; nucleus
Molecular function (GO): calcium/calmodulin-dependent protein kinase activity; calmodulin binding; ATP binding
Source: RefSeq, a predicted model, not a curated record